CGAAAUAUCCCUCUCUUCUUCUCACCAGGCUUUUCACCUCCUUCAGUCCUUCUCUUCUUCCAGAUUGUUCCUGACACUUCUGUGGUCUGCUUCACUCGCCUUCCAUCCCAAGAGAUCAUCACCAUGGCGCUCCGUUCCGCCCUCGCCGCGGCCCUGGCCCUCUCCCCCUUCAUCGGGACCGUUGCAGCCCACGGCAGCCACACAGCCGAAGACAUUGCCGCAGAGCUCGCCCUCCGCGACAUCGUCACCGUCCACGGCAAGCGCGCCCUGAACGCCUGCUCCAGCUCCCCCGCCGCCCUGGCCCUGAAGCAGCGCGCCCUCGAGCGCCGCGCCAACACGGCCCAGAUGCUCCGCGAGAAGCGCGGCCUCACCGACCAAAAGAUGCACCAGAAGCGCGCCCAGGCCGACCUCGUCAAGUGGGCCGCCGUCGACCACGAGUCCGCCGAGGCCUACAACCUCGACACCCCCCUCGAGGAGAUCUUUGGCUCCAACGCCACCUGUGCCCUCGUCCCCGAGACCACCAUCGGCCCUUACUACGUCGAGGGCGAGCUCAUCCGCGUCGACACCACCGACGGCCAGGCCGGCGUCCCCGUCCACCUGGACAUCCAGUUCGUCGACGUCAACGACUGCACCGCCGUUCCCGAGCAAAUCAUUGACGUCUGGGCCUGCAACGCCACCGGCGUCUACUCGGGCGUCUCCGCCCAGGGCCAGGGCGGCCUCAACACCACUCACGGCCGCGGCGUCCAGCAGUCCGACGCGGACGGUGUCGUCCAGUUCGACUACGUCUUCCCGGGCCACUACACCGGCCGCGCCACCCACAUCCACAUCAUGUCCACCGACGGCGCCGAGAUCCUCCCCAACGGCACCUUCGAGGGCGGCACCGCCCGCAACAUUGGCCAGCUCUUCUUUGAUCAGGACCUCAUCUCCGAGGUCGAGACCCUGGCCCCUUACACCAGCAACCGCCAGACCCUCACGACCAACCUUCAGGACGGCAUCGCCGCCGGCGAGGCCACUGCCGUCUACGACCCCUUCCUCAAGUACGUCCGCCUCGGCGACGACCUCAACGACGGCCUCCUCAUGUGGAUCACCAUCGGCAUCGACACCACGGCCGACUACAACGACAAGGUCAGCGCUGCCGCGCACUACUACGAGGGCGGCGGCGUCGACCAGAGCAGCGGCGGCGGCGGCCCCGGUGGACCGGGCGGCCCUCCUCCCAAUGGUACCUUCCCUACCGGUGCUCCCCCCGGUGCCCCGCCCACCUCUACCCCGUCUGCUUAAAACCCGCUGACAUUUUGUUGGUGCUGAAGCUUAGAGCUCGGGCUAUCUAAGAUGAGAGGUUUUUAGACUUCUAGAAACCUCUUGAUUCCGAUGGUAGGCUUGGGUGCGGUUGGUAUAUAGGAGGAGAGACAAGUGUACAUGAGUGUCGUGAAUGUUGUACAAAGUUGGUUUUUUGGUGGAAAAAAAAGCUUCAUACCGACGACCAGGGGCUGUUUGUGUUUAGUUCAGGAAUAGCAAACGGAAAUUCUGAAAUACAUAUUUACAUUCGUAC
Molecule: messenger RNA, 1549 nt
Organism: Colletotrichum godetiae
Lineage: Eukaryota; Fungi; Ascomycota; Sordariomycetes; Glomerellales; Glomerellaceae
Product: Intradiol ring-cleavage dioxygenase
Exons: 1
Coding region: 124-1278 (384 amino acids)
Molecular function (GO): iron ion binding; oxidoreductase activity, acting on single donors with incorporation of molecular oxygen, incorporation of two atoms of oxygen
Source: RefSeq, a predicted model, not a curated record